AUGAGUCGGGGUCAAGAGCUUGUCCUUCUCACUGGCGCAACCGGACAUGUGGGCUAUGCUGUGCUUGUCAAGACUCUACAAGCAGGGUACAAUGUUCGCGCAACACUACGUGACAUGAGCCGAGCAGACGCUAUCCUCUCUUCUGGUCCUGUCCAAGAAGCCCUCAGCGCCCAGGACCUUGACCUCUCAUUUGUCCGCGUCCCCAACUUCACGGCACCAGAUGCCUUUGGUCUUGUUCUCUCAAAUGUGACCCACGUGGUUCAUGUUGCGAGUGCUCUUCGUCGAGGUACAAGCACGGACUUGAAAGAGGCAAUAAUUGACGUGGCUGUCCAGGGGACGAGAAAUAUCCUGCGAGCAGCCCAUAAUUGUCCUUCUGUACGAAGAGUCGUCAUUACAUCUUCAGUCUCAGCUAUCGUGGACCAGCACCCCGUGGUAUCGCAAUCACCUGCUGGUCGCUGUGUCACGCCCCUGGAUCGCCAUGCUGACUAUGAUGCUGAGUAUUACAAGGGCGACUCACUCAAGGCUUAUACUGCAGCCAAGACUGCAGCUCUCAAUGCUACAGAUGCUUUUCUGGCCACAGCUGAUGGUGGCCCAACGACCUUACCACUACAUUUCGACGUUAUCAACAUUAUGCCAUCUUUCGUGUUCGGGCCCAAGGGACUAGCAGCAACACCAUCCGAUGUGACGAAUGGCAGUAACAUCUUCGGUAUUGGUCUCGUCAUGCGCCAUAAACCAUGGGAUGGUAUCAGGCUCGAGGCAGUUUGCUGCCAUGUUGACGAUGUUGCACAAGUCCAUGUCAACGCCCUGAACGAUCAUGAAUUGCUACCACUGAAAGUCGGAGCGCAUCGGGAUUUCAUACUAGGCGUCAAGUUUAAGCCAGAGGAGAUCGGAGAGAUUGUCAGGAGGAGAUUUCCUCGAGAGUGGUGGGAAAGUGAAUCGGCGACUUUUGGAGCAAGGGGCACGUAUGAUUGGUACCAUACUGAUUAUGAUGUCGGCUCAGCAGAAAGACUACUCGGGAGGCCUUUUAAGUGCUUGGAGGAGCAAAUCUACGACAGCGGAAGCCAGGUCAUGGAAAUGUUGAAGGGUAUGACCACAAGAAGCUAUAACUAGCAUGUGUGUCUUUAUCACCAAGAUAUACGGGACAAGACUUUGAUCUGUACAUAAAGUACCUUGGCUCGUCUGCCAAUAGAGG
Fusarium verticillioides 7600 is the source of this 1192-nucleotide messenger RNA. RefSeq lists its product as hypothetical. The transcript has a single exon. NCBI's taxonomy places the organism in Eukaryota, Fungi, Ascomycota, Sordariomycetes, Hypocreales, Nectriaceae. The coding region runs from base 1 to 1110 and encodes 369 amino acids. Gene Ontology annotation, molecular function: oxidoreductase activity, acting on the CH-OH group of donors, NAD or NADP as acceptor. The record is from RefSeq and is a predicted model, not a curated record.